Ipomoea triloba (trilobed morning glory) is the source of this 735-nucleotide messenger RNA. Its product is annotated as cysteine-rich repeat secretory protein 55-like. The record is from RefSeq and is a predicted model, not a curated record. NCBI's taxonomy places the organism in Eukaryota, Viridiplantae, Streptophyta, Magnoliopsida, Solanales, Convolvulaceae. The transcript has 2 exons. Gene Ontology annotation, cellular component: plasmodesma. Bases 1 to 735 code for a protein of 244 amino acids.
AUGAAAGGUGUGACAAUAUUACUACUGCUUUUGGGGUUUUGUUGUUUGGUGAGAAGCCAGAAAGCUUCUAUUGAUGGGUUUGAGGCAUCCCAAUGCAAUGGCCAAGAGUAUCCAUCAAACAGCAACUUUGAAACAUCCUUAAUUAGUGUUCUUGCUAAGCUACAAAUCUUAACACCAGGAACACAGAAUUUCAACAGAUACGAGAAUUCUCCUAAUGGUGCCGUGUAUGGUCAUGCGGUUUGCAACUACCAAGCGAUGGCUACAGAUUGCAUUGCUUGCCUUCAUGCUGCCGCAGAUCGCUUGCUUGAGCUUUGUCCUAGACGAAUUGGAGGUCGGAUUUUGUUUGGGUUUGCAACUAUUUGUUAUACAAGCCAGAAAGCCUCUUCUGUUAAUGGGUUUGAGUCAUUCAUAUGCAAUGGCCAAGAGUAUCCAUCAAAUAGCAACUUCGAAACAUCCUUAAACUAUGUUCUUGCUAAGCUACAACUCUUGACACCGGGAACACAAAAUUUCAAUAGAUACGAGAAUUCUCCUGAUGGUGCCGUUUAUGGUCAUGCGGUUUGCCACUACCAAUCGACGCCUACAGAUUGCAUCACUUGCCUUCAUGGAGCCGCAGAUCGCUUGCUUGAGGCUUGUCCUAGACGAAUUGGAGGUCAGAUUUUUUUUGGGUUGGCAACUAUUUGUUAUACAAGGUAUGAAGCUUACCCGUUUACUGACCCGUCCGAAGUGAUAUCCUAA